This is a messenger RNA of Capsicum annuum, 2181 nucleotides long. Its product is annotated as cyclin-D4-1. Gene Ontology annotation, biological process: regulation of cyclin-dependent protein serine/threonine kinase activity; mitotic cell cycle phase transition. NCBI's taxonomy places the organism in Eukaryota, Viridiplantae, Streptophyta, Magnoliopsida, Solanales, Solanaceae. Gene Ontology annotation, molecular function: cyclin-dependent protein serine/threonine kinase regulator activity. The transcript is spliced from 6 exons. Bases 415 to 1536 code for a protein of 373 amino acids. Gene Ontology annotation, cellular component: cyclin-dependent protein kinase holoenzyme complex; cytoplasm; nucleus. The record is from RefSeq and is a predicted model, not a curated record.
AUGUUUAUACAUUUUCUCUCUGUCUCUCUCUCUCUCACUAACCAAUCCUAUUUUUUUUCCACUUGUUACUGUCUAUAUUUUCGGCACUCCCAUUUCUCAUUUUCUUCCAUUGUUUUGCCCUUUCCCUUCUCUCCCCCUCCCACCCUCCCCCCUCUCCAAAUGCCCUAAAAAUCCAAUAUAUAAACACCCUUUUCUUCUCCAUAGCCGCACUAUCUCUUCUCUCUUCUACAUCCACAUCUACUAAACAGUCUUGAUUUUCUCCUUCAAAAACCAUUUUUUGUUUCAAGAAAAUCACUUGGGGUUGUGUAAAAUGUUUUGUUAAAAUCAAGAUUUUGAUUUUCUUGAGUUAAAGAACGAAACUUUUUUUGUUUUCUUGAGUUGAAUAUUGAUAGUGAGAUAAAAGGGUAUUUAUCAAUGGCACCUAGUAUGGAUUGUGUGUUUUCCAGUCUUUUGUGUGCAGAAGACAACAGUAGUAUUUUUUGUAAUGAGGACGAUGAUGUUGGAUUUGGGGUUGUUGAGGAUGUUGUUGUAGUGGUGGAAGACAGAUGGGGGUAUCCUAGGAAUCAUCGAACUGUUGAAGAAAGUAGAGGAACCAAGAGUUUGUUUAAUGGGGGGGAUUUUUUGAUUGGUGUGCCAUUGCAGAGUGAUGAGUGUUUAGUGUUGAUGAUUGGUAAAGAAUGUGAACAUAUGCCUAAUGGUGAUUAUCUUGAAAGAUUGAGAAAUGGGGAUUUGGAUAUGGGUGCUAGAGAUGAGAUUCUUGAUUGGAUUGCUAAGGCUCAUUCACAUUUCAAUUUUGGUCCUAUGUGUGCAUAUUUGGCUGUCAACUAUCUUGAUAGAUUCCUUUCUGCCUAUGAGUUACCUGAGGGAAAGGCAUGGAUGAUGCAGUUACUUGGUGUAGCUUGUUUGUCUAUUGCUGCCAAAAUGGAGGAGACUGUAGUUCCUCUGUCUCUAGAUUUACAGGGAGGGGAUGCAAAGUAUUUAUUUGAAGCUAAAACCAUACAAAGAAUGGAGCUCCUUGUGUUGAGCACAUUGAAAUGGAGAAUGCAGGCUAUCACCCCAUUCUCAUUCCUUGAAUAUUUCGUCAAGAAGCUAAAUAGCGAUCAAGAUGCUUCGAGAUCUUUGAUCAAUAAAUCAGUUCAACUCAUCCUAAGCACACUGAAAGGAAUUCACUUCUUGGAAUUCAAGCCUUCUGAGAUUGCAGCAGCAGUAGCAAUCUCAUUUGCUGUAAAAGUUGAGACAGUAGAGAGUGAGAAAGCACUAUCUGCUCUAGUUGAUCAGCAUGUACAAAAGGAUAAAGUGAUGAAGUGUGUUGAAUUGAUUCGAGAAUUAUCAUCAUUGCCGACUGAUUUUGUUAAACGUCCAAUUGCUGCUUCUUCAACCCCAAUCGUUCCUCAGAGUCCUAUUGGCGUGUUGGAUGCAGCAUGUUUAAGUUACAGAACUGAUGGCUCAGGAGUUAAGUCAUGCGCGAAUUCAUCGCAUAGUAGUCCAGUUAAUAAAAGGAGAAAGCUAAAUACACCUCAUCAAGUGAAUACCUAAGAGAUGGAAGGACCUUUUGUCUAGUUAUAUUAUGAUAUGGUUGAAUGAGAGUUUUGGUGUGAUUUUUGAGAAUGCAAUGCACCCCACAACAAAACUUCAAAAUAAUGAAAGUAGGAAUGCAUAAUGAAUAUGGUGGGGGUGGGGAUAUUGUGAGUAGUUGGAUCAUUUUGGUGGUUGGAGAGUGAAGAAGAUAUUACAUAGACAAGAGGUUUCAUUCCAUUAACAUGAAAAAAAGUUGGAGCUGUUAAAUAUUAGACUUCUUAACAGCAAAAGAAGCCAAGAUUAAUUAGGGAGAAAUAGAAAUAAUGAAUGCAAAACAAAACAAAACAAAAAAACUCUUAUAUAGUCUGUCUUGGCUUUGAGAGUUUCAUUAUAGAUAAAGUUUGUUUAGCCUUUGAUGGUCUGUAUUUGUUUUAGAGCCUAAAAAAAGUAAAAAAAAAAAAAUAAAAGAAAAAGAAUCAAGGUGAAAACCCCAGAGAGAAAUUUUGAGUUAUUUCCAUGAGGCAAGAGGAAAGGGAGAGAAUUUUGAAUUGUUUAAUUUUAUUUAUGUAAUGUUCACUUUUUGCAUCAUGUAUAUACUUUAUGGCUUUCUUUAUGAAAUUCUAAACUAUACAGUUGAGUAAUAUUUGAUUUUGCCUCUUUUAA